AUGCAAGUUGAGGUAGCAGGCCAACCAGCAAUAGAAAAGUUGCAGUCGGAGCAAAGCAAUAAAGAAGCACUUGCAGAAAGGGUGACAUUUUCGACUGACGAACUGAAUGAUGAGGUGGGAAGCAGUGCACCAGAACCACCAAUCAAACAUAGUACCGAUCUGAAAAUCCGAACAAUUAUAUCACGGAGUAUGGAGCCAAAUGAAGAAGCUAUUAGUAGCUGGAACCAAUCGAAAAGGAAUAAACUUCAUAAGCAUAGAUCAGAGAAAAGUUGUGACAAUAAUAAAGGGCAUAAGCAUUUAGAUGAGAAGUUGAACAAGAAAUAUAUGGUGAAUGACGGCAGACAAUUGCAAAUUCGGACGAAGACAAAACGAAGCCGAGCAGAUCCGGAAGAUGAUACACUCUAUGAAGUACCUCUUAAAAUGCCAGAAUUUGAUUUGGUACCAUCUCGGUCAGAAGAUAGCCUCGCGUAA
This is a messenger RNA of Loa loa (African eye worm), 471 nucleotides long. RefSeq lists its product as hypothetical. The transcript is spliced from 5 exons. The record is from RefSeq and is a predicted model, not a curated record. NCBI's taxonomy places the organism in Eukaryota, Metazoa, Nematoda, Chromadorea, Rhabditida, Onchocercidae. The coding region runs from base 1 to 471 and encodes 156 amino acids.